AUGUCUCUGAUUGCUUUGCAAACAGUCAAAAGUCGUUGGAAUGCAUCCGUUGCAGUUUCUUUAUUUAACCGGGCCUUUCAUUCGAAUAACACUCACUUUAUGGCCUCAACGACAGACGUGAAGGAACCUAGACUGAAAACAUUCGAAAUCUAUCGUUGGAACCCUGACAAACCAACCGAAAAACCUACACUGCAAAAAUACCAAGUUGACUUGAAUACAUGUGGCCCUAUGGUUUUAGAUGCCCUCAUUAAAAUCAAAAAUGAACAAGAUCACAGCCUGACGUUCCGUCGUUCAUGCCGUGAAGGUAUUUGUGGUUCUUGUGCUAUGAACAUCCAAGGUGGAAAUACAUUGGCUUGUAUAUCCAAGAUUGACAAAGAAGAUCUCAGCAAACCUGUAAAAAUUUAUCCUUUGCCCCACAUGAAUAUUGUGAAAGACCUGGUGCCUGAUUUAACACACUUUUACAAACAAUAUAAGAGCAUCGAACCUUAUCUAAAACAAAAAAAUCCUCCGACAGAUGGCAAGGAGAACUAUCAAUCUAUUGAAGACCGUAAGAAGCUAGACGGUCUGUAUGAAUGUAUUUUGUGUGCUUGCUGUUCUACUUCGUGUCCUUCUUACUGGUGGAACCAAGAAGAAUACUUGGGCCCCGCCGUCUUAAUGCAGGCCUAUCGUUGGAUGAUUGAUUCUCGCGACCAAUAUGGCGCUGAACGCAGAGAAAAACUACAAAAUAAAAUGGCAUUGUAUCGUUGCCAUACAAUUAUGAAUUGUUCAAAAACAUGUCCAAAGGGCCUACAACCUGGUACUGCUAUCGCUGAAAUCAAAGCUAAAAUGGCUUUUGAGUAG
Molecule: messenger RNA, 840 nt
Organism: Mycotypha africana
Lineage: Eukaryota; Fungi; Mucoromycota; Mucoromycetes; Mucorales; Mycotyphaceae
Product: succinate dehydrogenase iron-sulfur protein
Exons: 3
Coding region: 1-840 (279 amino acids)
Biological process (GO): respiratory electron transport chain; aerobic respiration; tricarboxylic acid cycle
Cellular component (GO): mitochondrial membrane
Molecular function (GO): electron transfer activity; 2 iron, 2 sulfur cluster binding
Source: RefSeq, a predicted model, not a curated record